CUGGCCGACGACUCUCUCCUUUCCCUGCCCUGUGUUUCCCACCCGCGCCCCUGCCCGUGUGUGUUCUUGCGUCCUUGCGCCCCUUAUGUCUCAUCGACCCCGCCUCGCAUCAGUGAUGGCGUGCGUACCUCUCCCCCGUUGCCGACGACCGUUGUUUGCGGCCGUCUGGCAAUCGCCGAGACGAUUGCCCGUCGGCCUCUUGAACGUUGAGACAAGAGCGUUGAGAUUCUGGUCUGUUAACCAAAAAGUUAGCUACCGCCACAAAAUAAAUGUAGAUAGAGCUUUUCUUAUUCCACAGCA
Amoebophrya sp. A120 is the source of this 300-nucleotide messenger RNA. The record is from the annotation of a GenBank genome assembly. NCBI's taxonomy places the organism in Eukaryota, Dinophyceae, Syndiniales, Amoebophryaceae.